This is a messenger RNA of Lynx canadensis (Canada lynx), 397 nucleotides long. RefSeq names its product histone H2B type 1-A. Bases 1 to 384 code for a protein of 127 amino acids. The record is from RefSeq and is a predicted model, not a curated record. Gene Ontology annotation, molecular function: DNA binding; structural constituent of chromatin; protein heterodimerization activity. NCBI's taxonomy places the organism in Eukaryota, Metazoa, Chordata, Mammalia, Carnivora, Felidae. The transcript has a single exon. Gene Ontology annotation, cellular component: nucleosome.
AUGCCGGAGCUGACUUCCAAGGGCACGACCAUUUCCAAGAAAGGCUUCAAGAAAGCUGUAACCAAAACCCAGAAGAAAGAAGGCAAGAAGCGCAAACGAUGCCGCAAGGAGAGCUAUUCCAUUUAUAUCUACAAAGUGCUGAAGCAGGUGCACCCCGACACCGGCAUUUCGUCCAAGGCCAUGAGCAUUAUGAAUUCCUUCGUCACUGACAUAUUCGAGCGCAUCGCGGGCGAGGCGUCACGCCUGGCACAUUACAACAAGCGCUCGACCAUCACGUCCCGCGAGAUCCAGACGGCCGUGCGCCUGCUGCUGCCCGGGGAGCUGGCCAAGCACGCCGUGUCCGAGGGCACCAAGGCCGUCACCAAGUACACCAGCUCCAAGUAGACUCGCCAAGUAA